AUGACCGGGCAUGGCUGCUUCGGUCAUUACCUGUACCGUAUUGGGAAAGAAGGGAGCGAGGUCUGCCAUGAGUGUGGAGAGUCGGACGACACGGCCCAACACACUCUGGCAGACUGCUCAAGGUGGUCGGCGCAGCGGCAAGAGCUGGUGGAAGUUUUGGGGGAUGGCGACCUCUCGCUGCAUAACGUCGUUGACAGGAUGUUAUGCAGCGAGAGGAACUGGGCGGCGGUUGCUUCCUUCUGUGAGACCGUCAUCUCGCAGAAGGAGGCUGCUGAGAGGGUGCGGGAGGAAGACCCAAACGCGCCCUCAAUAGACGUGGACGGGGUGGCAGAAGGCGAGCACGUUACCGUGCUCACCUACUCCCCCAUCAGGACCACUAAUCCUGGGCAGUAUGGGCGACUAGCAACUUACUAG
Amyelois transitella is the source of this 414-nucleotide messenger RNA. RefSeq lists its product as uncharacterized. The record is from RefSeq and is a predicted model, not a curated record. NCBI's taxonomy places the organism in Eukaryota, Metazoa, Arthropoda, Insecta, Lepidoptera, Pyralidae. The transcript has a single exon. Bases 1 to 414 code for a protein of 137 amino acids.